AUGCUGCUCGAUGAGGAGGGAGGUUCCCUCCGACGGGAACCAGCCACAUAUGACCCAGCGGCUAAUCAAGGGCAAGUUCAACCACGGUUGGACAAAUUAGAGGCAACUUGGGAUGAUUUUCAUGAGCUACAAGAGGAAAUUUGUGAGUUGGAUGCAAAGGGGGAGUUUGAGCAAGAGACUAAUAAUGCAUAUGGUGAAUUCGAGACUCAGUAUUAUGAGCUACGGUCGUCGCUUUUGGAGAAACUGGCUGCUCGUGCGCCUGGGCCAAACCUGGAGAACUCUAUGCGGAAUAACAGUGCGUUGGGGCUACAUACUGGGGUUCGCCUGCCGCAAAUUUCGUUGCCGGAGUUCGACGGAGACUACAAGGGGUGGCUUUGCUUCAAGUCUACUUUUGUUUCGCUAAUCCACGAUUCCCAAGAACUCAGCGAUGUGCAGAAGUUUCAUUACCUGAAAUCUGCAUUGAAAGGGGAAGCGGCCAAGUUGAUCGAGUCUCUAACGAUCACCAACGACAACUACGUGAUUGCUUGGGAAACUAUUGCGAAACGAUACUCGAAUGAAUAUCUGCUCAAGAAACGGCACCUUCAAGCGUUAAUGGAGUUCCCUAAGGUGGAAAAAGAGUCGGCAGUACGGAUUCAUGGAUUGGUGGAUGAGUUCGAUCAACGUCUGAAGGUAUUGAAGCAGCUUGGGGAGAAGACUGAGCACUGGGGAGCGAUGAUUAUCCACUGGAUGUGCUCGAAGCUGGACACACACACUCUGCAGCUAUGGGAGGAUCAUGCAGCAUCACUGAGGGAGCCAACAUUCGUGGCGUUGGUGGAUUUUUUAGAGAAGAGAACGAGGGUUCUGGAAGCCGUGCAGUCCAAUACUGGCAAGGUCAACAGUGUUCAGCCAAAGGUCCAGAUGAAGCAGAAAUUGGCGGUUCAUACUUCGAUGGAGAGCGGAAGAAGUGAUCCAUUGUGUCAAUGUUGCGGCGAGCAGCAUUAUCUGGUUCGGUGUGCCAAAUUCCAAAGUUUCGGACUUAAGGAGAGAUUGGAUUUCGUCAACAGCAAAAGACUUUGCAGCAACUGUUUUAAAUCCAGGCAUUGGGUGCGGGAUUGCAACUCCAGAUUUGGCUGCAAGACCUGCGGGAAGAAGCAUAACUCUUUAAUUCAUCCAGGAUUUCAAACCAGUAGUGGGGGUAGCAACAACAAUGGUUCCAAUGGCAAUCGCUCAUCUGCCACUUCUGGGAGGAAGGAUAACGGUGCCAGGGCGCACGUUGCAACGGAAACUGUGGAAGAAGCUCAAGACGAUGCUGCUGAAGGAGCUGUAGCCGGAUCGUAUAGCGUUGGGGCCAAGCAAGGCAGCGUGCAUUCGAGCGUUUUUCUUUCUACUGUGGUUGUAUGGGUACAAGAUCAGAAUGGUGGCAAGCAGUUGGCUCGUGCAUUGUUGGACAGCGGCUCGCAGGUCAAUGUGAUGAGUGAACGGUUGUGUCAAAUGCUCAAAUUGAAGAGGCGGACAAUAUGCGUGCCAAUCACAGGAGUUGGGCAAGCGGAGCUGGUGGCGAAACAUGCCGUUCGCUCUACAAUCAGUUCCAGAGUCACGGAUUUCAUGAUCGGAAUGGAGUUUCUGGUACUAAAGAGGGUGACUUCAGAGCUACCGUGUGUAACGGCUCCGAUUACUCAUUGGAAGAUUCCACAUGAGCACCAGUUGGCGGACCCACAGUUCAACACAAGCGGGCGAAUUGAUUUGCUACUGGGGGCUGAACAUUUCUUCAGCUUCCUUUAUGCGAGAGAGAUGAAACGAGUCACUUUAGGCCCACAGCUGCCAAUUCUUGUAGAUUCUGUGUUCGGAUGGAUCGUGUCGGGGAAGGAUGCAAGUCUACAACAAAAAAGGUCGGUGAAAUGCUGUACUGUAACUACCCCGGUCAAGCUCGAAGAAAUGCUGGAAAGAUUCUGGAAGGUGGAAAGUUGCAGUGAGCAACCAGCAUGGUCGAAGGAGGAGCAGGACUGCGAGGAGGACUUCAAACGAACUCAUUCAAGAGCGGACGAUGGGAGGUACAUUGUUCAGUUGCCGAAGCAACCAAAUUUCGAUCGAAUGCUGGGUGAGUCAAGAACUGCAGCGUUGGAUAGGUACCGAAAAUUAGAGAAUCGGUUGGAGAGGAAUCCUAACAUGAAGGAACAAUACCACGCCUUCAUGAAGGAGUAUUUGGACAUGGGUCACAUGCGCAAGUUAACGGACGAGGAGAAGCAAGCAGAGGCCAACGGAAUGGAAGGAAGAGCUCAACCGACGGUCUUUUACUUACCUCAUCAGGCAGUGCUCAAGGAGUCGAGCACGACAACAAAGUUGCGCGUCGUAUUUGAUGCCUCAGCAUGCUCCAGUAGUGGCUAUUCCCUCAACGAUGUUCUGUUGAAGGGACCGGUUAUUCAGGAUGAACUUCUCCAUGUUCUUGUUCGCUUCCGCAAACAUGCAGUGGCUCUUGUGGGGGAUGUAGAAAAAAUGUACAGGCAGGUUGUACAUGAUGCAGACGAUUCUCUGCGCCUGAGAAUAUUCUUCCGGUUCAACGAGAAUGAGCCAAUUGCAGUCUUCGAGCUGCUAACACUAACGUAUGGGUUAAAACCAGCAUCCUAUCUGGCAACCCGUGCACUACAACAGUUAGCAGUCGAUGAAAGUUUAGGCAAUUCUCCUGCCACUGCAGCAUUGAAGAAAGAUUUCUACGUUGACGACUACAUUGGAGGUGCGGCAAACGUAGAGGGAGCGAUAGUUCUACGGGAAGACCUAACAUCGUUGAUGGCCAAAGGGGGUUUUCCUAUUCGUAAAUGGUGUUCGAACUAUUCUGAAGUCUUGGCUGGUAUUCCUAAGGAUCAAUUAGGAACUAAUCUCACCAUUACUUUUGAUUUGAGCCCGGACGAAAAAGUUAAAACUUUAGGCAUCACAUGGGAACCUAAAGCGGACCAACUCCGCUUCCUAUUCAACGUUAGCGACGAUGGACGUGAUUGGACUAGACGGAGUAUUUUGUCUGCGAUAGCGAAGCUGUUUGAUCCGCUCGGAUUGAUUUCUCCCGUGGUGGUGACUGCGAAAAUAAUAAUGCAGGAGUUAGCGCUACUGCAGUCCGGAUGGGAUGCACCGGUUCCAGCACAGCUAGAGCGGAAAUGGAAGGAAUUUCAUCGUCACCUAUCUAAACUGGCCGAAUUCAACAUUCCCCGAUUUGCCUUCGUCGCGGAAUUCGUUGAUGUACAGUUACAUUGCUUCGCCGACGCCUCUGAUCUCGCUUAUGGGGCUUGCUUAUAUAUUCGCUCUGAAGAUGGACAUGGCAACGUACGCAUCGAGUUGCUGUCAUCUAAAUCUCGGGUCGCUCCACUGAAAAGAUUGACGAUUCCCAGAUUAGAAUUAUGUGCAGCCAGAGAAGCGGCACUUCUAUACCAAACCGUGGUUAAGGCCCUCGCACUGGACAAGCUUCGGUCAUUUUUCUGGUCGGAUUCGAUGGUCGUAUUACACUGGUUGAAGGCUCCACCGAAUACUUGGAAAACCUUCAUAGCAAAUCGCGUUUCCAUGAUUCAGACAACAACAUACGGGAACCCAUGGAAGCAUGUUGCUGGUAAAGAAAAUCCUGCCGAUUUGGUGUCCCGAGGAGUUCAAGUCGACGAUUUCUUGCAAAGCAAGCUAUGGAAGAAUGGACCGUCCUGGUUAAAGGAAUCUCCCUCCAAGUGGAUGACUGAAUCUUCAGAGACUACGCCAACGGAAGUGGAUCUCGAACCUCGCCUUACUACUCAAGCCAAUGUCACAUCGACAAAAUCGAACUCCAUAUUUUCCGUGCGGUCGACACUGCUACCGCUAGUCAGGAUAGUAGCAUGGUGCUUUAGAUUUUCGUCCAACUGUCGAAAAGCAGAUCAACGGGAAAUUUCCGUAUUUUUGACCGUGUGGGAAAUCAACAAGGCUAAAUUGGCUCUCGUACGUCUAGUGCAAGAAGAAACGUUUCCAGAAGAUAUCAAAUCCUUGAAGAAAACGUACCAGGUGUCGUCGAAAUCGUCUCUCAAGCUUCUUGGACCAUUCGUGGAUAAGGAAGGCGUUAUAAGAGUGGGUGGUCGACUGCGUCACUCUCUCGAGGAUUACUCAGUGCGACACCCAGCAGUUCUCCCGCAAUCGCACGUUUUCACGCACAUGCUCAUCAAUUUUAUCACCAACAAAUUCAUCACGGAGGACAUCAAGCAACUCUCGCUGUAA
Molecule: messenger RNA, 4197 nt
Organism: Armigeres subalbatus
Lineage: Eukaryota; Metazoa; Arthropoda; Insecta; Diptera; Culicidae
Exons: 2
Coding region: 1-4197 (1398 amino acids)
Source: RefSeq, a predicted model, not a curated record